Aphanomyces astaci is the source of this 735-nucleotide messenger RNA. RefSeq lists its product as hypothetical. The coding region runs from base 1 to 735 and encodes 244 amino acids. NCBI's taxonomy places the organism in Eukaryota, Oomycota, Saprolegniomycetes, Saprolegniales, Verrucalvaceae. The transcript has a single exon. The record is from RefSeq and is a predicted model, not a curated record.
AUGGGGUGGGAAGCCGAUACCUGCCGCGUUGAGUGUCAAUCAACAACAUGGGAAGAGUUCAUGCAAGGCAAACCAAAGUCUUGGGGCAGCUGGAAGAACAAGCGAUUUCCCCAGUUUUACCUCUGCGAAAGACUCUUCGGAUCAACGCUUGCUCGAGGACGGAAUGUUCUCGCAUCCACAGCCGAAGAACCGCAAGCUUUUCUGGAUGACGACGACGACGCACGCUCAGAACAUGAGUUGUCGACUGGUGGCGACAGCGAGCUGCAAUACGCGCCCGAAGGAUGGCGUCGAAGCCCAAGUGAUGAAGACGCUUCACAACGCCAAAGGGACGACUCAAGGGACGACGCAAGGGAUGGUGCAAGGGAUGAUUCACUCGAAAAUGCCACGCGAAGUCGCAUUAGUGCCAAUGACGAAGAUUCUGUGCCGUCAAAGCGCCGUCGUUCAACAAUGGCAUCGCAGUUAUCUCAAGACUUUCGUGCUAUUGCCGACCAAAACGCCAAGGAGAUGGAACUACUCGCACGUGCACUCGGCCCACCGGUACAAGCAUCCAACGUACCGCAUUGUGCAAGAGCAAUUGAAGUGCUUCAGGCGGACUUUGAAGACAUGCUCAGCGUUGAUGAGUUGGUCAAGGCAUUCGAAGUCAUGGAGAAUGAGACAAAAGCGCUUAUGUUCCUCCACAUGAAUGGCCCUGUGCGUGAAGCUUGGAUUCGACGCCAAAUAUCUCAGAUUGAUUAG